Molecule: messenger RNA, 1280 nt
Organism: Colossoma macropomum (tambaqui)
Lineage: Eukaryota; Metazoa; Chordata; Actinopteri; Characiformes; Serrasalmidae
Gene: gh1
Product: growth hormone 1
Exons: 5
Coding region: 50-652 (200 amino acids)
Biological process (GO): positive regulation of growth; positive regulation of receptor signaling pathway via JAK-STAT; growth hormone receptor signaling pathway
Cellular component (GO): extracellular region
Molecular function (GO): growth hormone activity; growth hormone receptor binding
Source: RefSeq, a predicted model, not a curated record
UCCCAAGCUUUCUACUGAGAGACUGAGAGCAAAUCUGGCUAAAGGCAAAAUGGCUAAAGGAUUGGUGCUGCUCUCUGUUGUGGUGGCAAGUGUGUUCAUUAGCCAGGGCUCAACCUCUGAGAAUCAACGGCUCUUCAACAAUGCAGUCAUCCGUGUGCAACACCUUCACCAGCUGGCUGCGAAGAUGAUCACCGAUUUUGAGGAAAGUCUUUUACCUGAGGAACGCAGACAGCUGAGCAAGAUUUUCCCCCUGUCCUUCUGCAAUUCUGACUCCAUUGAAGCCCCCACUGGCAAGGACGAGACCCAGAAGAGCUCUGUGCUGAAAUUGCUGCACAUCUCAUACCGCCUGAUCGAGUCUUGGGAGUACCCCAGCAGGAUCCUCGGAAACCCCAACCAGAUUACAGAGAAGCUGGCUGACCUGAAAGUGGGCAUUAGUGUGCUUAUCAAGGGAUGUCUGGAUGGCCAACCCAACAUGGACGACAAUGAGUCUCUGCCCCUACCAUUCGAAGACUUCUACCAGACCUUGGGUGAUGGCAACCUCAGAAAGAGCUUCCGUCUGCUGGCCUGCUUCAAGAAGGACAUGCACAAAGUGGAGACCUAUCUGAGGGUGGCCAACUGUAGGAGGUCCCUUGAUUCCAACUGCACCCUGUAGGGGACAGCAAAGCACAAUUAGCCACAGCCUGUGAUCUGCUUGCCCUUUUGUGCUGAUCUUGGACACGUUUUCCAUCUUCAAAUUCUCUCCCUACCUUUUCAAAGAGGAACACAAAAUCGGCUCUCGGACCAGCUGCAAAAGCCAGUUAACCACCACUGUGAUCAGGCAUGGCUAAAUGUACUCGCCACUUUCUCAAAACUUCUGUUUUUAUUCUGCUUGCCAAAGAGAACUCAUCCAUUCAUAAGUAUAGUAGAUUGAUGAAUGUCACUUCUUUGUCUCCGCAGCUGUAAGGUUGAAAGUGAGACAUAUUUCAAAGUGGUGCUAUGCAAUAAAUAUGGCUUUAUUUUGAAAAAAGUGGAAAUAAGAGAUAUAUUUACUGGCCUAAAUUUUUACAUUUUGGUAAAAUGAGUUAUUAAUGAUUGUAAAGACAAAAUGAUAGUUAUAAAAAUGAAACAAUCAAAUUAACUUUUGGAUGGAUGAGUAAGCUCCUGGAUAAAUGAUCGUGAGACAUACUCAAAAUUUAUUUUCAUAUCAGAGCCUAUAUUUGUAACUCAUUAGUCAUCUCCGUCUAUUCUUAUGUAUACUGCUUUGUGGUGUUGUUCAAAUAAAGCUGUUCUCUGCAGUAUGA